Messenger RNA from Cherax quadricarinatus, 4786 nucleotides. NCBI's taxonomy places the organism in Eukaryota, Metazoa, Arthropoda, Malacostraca, Decapoda, Parastacidae. The record is from RefSeq and is a predicted model, not a curated record.
CUUACCCUGUUGUAGUAGCUGCUAUUAUUAAAAUGAUUUACUUAUGCUUCAAGGUAGAAUACGUUAGGAAUGGGCAGAUAUUUGAAGAAAAUUGUGAUAGAUUGAAGGGGUCUUAUUUUGGCUCAAAAUGGCGACGGGACAGCCAAAGCUUUGCUUGUGAUUUUCUAAAGCGGUGGACUUGUUCAUGGAUGUUAAUGUUCAGAGGUGGCAGAAAAAUGGAUGGGGAGGAGGGUGGCGAGGAAGGGCUGACAACUGCUGCUGGUGCGUGGACCACAGCCACGUACCAGACCCAGGAGCUCAGCAAUGUGGUGCACAUCAUUGUUCCAGACCUCACCUGCAUACCUCAAGGUAUGUCACCGAAUGAUGUUUCUGGCAACAGCCUUAAUGAGGUAGCUAAUGGAGGAGCCCUUGUGGGGCAUGAAGAGAAUGGGCACUCCCAGGUAAAAGAUCCACUGUCAGCCCUUGCAGCUGCUGCAGAACUUGACCAAGUUCGUAAUGAUGUUGCAGUGGUUGAACAUAUGAUGGAAGAAACCAAAUACAGUCACCUGGCCAAUGAGAUGAGUGGUGCUGAGCAACAAGGUGUUACAGUAAUGGCAGAGGAUCAAGAUGGGAUGCAUCAUGGUGUUGUAGAAAAUUUACAGAUGGAAGAAAAGGUAAUGCCCAUGACACUACUGCCUCUAGCUCCAUUUCUACACCCUGAUGAUCCUGAUGGAAUGUUCUACAACGAAGUGUAUCAUUACCUUAGUUCUGGUACCUUCCCAGAAGGUGCUACAGAUACUUACAGGAAAGUCAUCAAGAAGCGAGCUACAAACUACUUGAUAAAUGAAGAAGGGCGACUGUCAUAUGGUCAUAGGAUGCCUAAAGAGGUCAUAACUAGUGCUGAAGAACAGCGGCGUAUCAUAGCAGCAGAACAUAUUGACCAAAUUUCAGGUGUUCAUUUUGGAGUGAAAAAGAUGUACAGCAGUAUAUUUAGCAAGUAUUAUUGGCGCACUAUGUAUGUAGAUGUGGUAACUACUGCAGACGAUGUGAAAAAAUGUACUGAAGUUGCGGUGUCUAGUUUCCGUGACCUGAUACAAACAGAAACUGGAGAUGACGGAGGUGAUGAUGAUGUUCAGAAGAUCACGACUCUGCCAACUGACCGAAUUAUUCGUGUAUGGAAAAAGGUGCAAGUAAAAAUCUACGGCCCAUACAACAGAACAGUUUAUGGCAAUGAGGUGUUGGUGACGAUUGUUGACCCUUUCUCACGGUGGAUCAUUGCUCAAGCCAGUCCUGAGGGAGGGGUGGAAGUCUGUUGUGCAAAUUUCAUCUUUGACACCUUCUGUCAGUUUGGCUUUGCACAGUGUCAUGUAGUUGGAAUGAGUUCUGAAAUGUUUGAGCAGAUGCAGGCAUGUUACAAAGAAAAAUUUGAUAGAGCUCAAGAUGUUCUCCGAAGCUUGGUGCCUUUUGAUUCACAAGAUGCUCAGCAGAGUUUUCUCUUCACUUUACAAGAAGAAUCACGGGAGUGUUCUUGGGCAGGUGAAAUGCUAGAUCAUUUUUGCACUGAGAAUGCAGCAACAUGGGACCAAGAAAUCAGUCGUUACCUCUUCCAGUUUCGCACAACAUCAUCAUCUGUUGGUGGAGUCACACCCUUCAGUAUUAUGUUCGCUCGUAAUCCCACAGGAUAUGUUAGCGAGGAGGAAAAAGAGAAUAUCAAUAUUCUAGAAGAGGAAAAAGCUUUAGAAGUGCCAUCCAAGAGACGGCGGCUCCAAAGUUCUACUCUGCAAUGUCGUCAUUGCCAUGAAACUUUCACAAGUAAGAUCAGUUUUCGUAUUCAUCAACGUAAACACACUGAGGAGGCUCGAAAACGAGGUACAAUGGAUGGAGAAGAACCACUUCGGCCAAUUCUUCAAGAAAAGAAGCCUCAACCUCGAAAGCUUUUAUCACGCAAGAGGAGGAGACCUUUUGGGCGAGGUCCUGAACGCCUUUUGACCCUAGCCUCAUCCGAUUGGUCGGACCAGCAAAAAGAAAGUGUUCCAAAUGAUGAAAGCCGACAGCAGCUAACUCAUGAUACAGUUGCGGCAGUUAAAGCUCUUCUCAAUGCUACAAAAGAGGAAAGAAGUAAGCGUGGAAAAUAUAUAAAGUAUACCCCAGAAUUACGAGAUGAGAUUGCUCAAUAUGCCCUUGCACAUGGUAAUCAUGAAGCCACUGUUUAUUGGUCACAUAGACUUGGUGGUACAGUAAGUGAAAGUACUAUUAGAAACUUUAUUAAAACAUAUAAGAGCUAUACCCCAGAAGUUAAGGAAGAAAUUGGAAAGUUUGCAUUUCAGUAUGGCAUAGAUGGAGCUUCUAGCCAUUUCUCUGACAAAUUAGGCCAUGAAGUUAGGAAAGGGUUAAUAAGAAAAUUUAAAAAGAAUUAUUUAAAAAAAUUCCCAGGAAUGGAUGAACUUGGAGGGGAACUUCAAGUGGCUGCAACUGGAAAACGAGGUGUAAAUGCAUCUAGUACAUCUGCAAGGCAAAAACGAUCAUUUUCUUUGCAAAUGAAAGAUGAAAUUGGACGAUAUGCAACUCAGUAUGGUAUAACUGCAGCCAUUCAGCAUUAUUCAGAGAAACUUCAGUUUCUUGUUAAGGAGUCUACUGUGCGUAAAUUUAAAAAACAGUUUGUAGAUCGUGGUAAUGUUAGUGGUGUAGCUACGAGUGGUGCUGCUGAAAAUACUGCUGUUGUGGGUAGUGGCACUGUCUUGACAGACCACCAGACAGCAGCACCUCAAACUAUAGAUGUUCUUCACUCUUCUCUCUCAGUACUAAAUGCUCCAGCUGUUUCUGGUACUGUCAAUGUAAGUACUGCAAACAAUUUUGUGUAUCAACAUCCUUAUCAUUUGAAUAUGGCACCAGGUCCUCAGGCAAAUACUGUUCUUCCUAUGAAUCACAAUUCUCUAACAUUCCAUCAGGGUGGAGUCAUUAACCAAGGGAUGACUGCUUCUCUGUCAUACCAGCAACCUGGAGCACCUCCUGGGUCCUCAGUUAUUAUGAACCAAAGUUUUACUCAUCAAGCCCCAACAGGAUUUCAGCAGGGAUAUGUUGGUGGGUUCUCUCAGGGUGGUGGUUCAGGAGGGUCAACACAUGGACAAAUUACACCUCUUGCGAUGACUCAUACAAGUGUACCAGCUACCAGCAUGGCACAUUCUCCUUUACCACUCACUAUGAGUGGGGCACCAGCAACGCACAUUACACAGCUGAGUCAUCACAGUGUAGGUGCUCCUGUAAGUCAAGCUCACCUCACUCAGGCUUCUACUGUGCCUCAUACUGUUGCCAGUGGAGUGCAGCAUCCAGCUCACCAUCAGCUGAUCACAUCAUUCCAUCAACCUUUAGCUGGCUCUCUUAGUUUUGAAGGUGGUGCCUUACAAGCACAUGCACAAGCUAACUUGAACAAUGAACCUCUUAGCCUUAUGAAGGAAACUCAUGAACAGUCUACUGGGGUUAGUUUAGGAGGCCAAGGGGAUGAUAGUCUACAUGGUCCUGGCACAGAUGGGACUGCACAAACAGGUCUUGGUCAUAUGGGAGAGCAACCUGGCCCAUCGGAUCAACAAGACAAUAUUCUUGGAAUUGAAGAUGAAGAUGAAUAUAGUGAUCCUCCCACGCCAAGGAAAAAAUUACAUAAAGUUCGGACGAAAAUCAGAAAAGGAAAUACUGGCUUGAGUAAACGAGGUAAUUAUGCUUCAUAUAGUCCAGAACUUCGUGCUGAAAUUGGAAAGUAUGCAGCAGAACAUGGAAAUUUGGCAGCAGUUCAACACUUCAAGGAGCAACUAGGGUUUGAGAUACCUGAAAGUACUGUUCGAGGAUUAAAAGACAAAUACCUCAUAAAGCGUGUAAGGGGCAAGAAGGAAGUUGUGUCAAUUGGAUUUGCUCAAAGAGGGAGACCCAUGAGAUUAGGAAAAUAUGACGAGAUCGUUCAAGACUGCAUUCGACAAUUAGUCAAGGAUGGAGAGAAGGUUUCCUCAUUUUUGGCCAUCGCAACAGCUAAACAGGUGUUAAUGCAGUACGAGCCUAGUCUACUGGAAGAAUAUGGGGGACCCGUCAAGUUAAACCCAACAUGGGCAAAGAGCUUCCUUAAACGUAUUGGACUUCAUCAGCUGGCAUAAUAUUUCUGUGAUCCUCAAGUAUUAUUUAGCAGCAUGAUCUCAUAACGUUCUUUCAUAUUUAUAAAAUAUCCUUAGUGUUACGGGGUUUUGAUAAAUAUUGUUGACAUCAUCAUAUUUUAAAAGACUAGAUUCAUAAUACUGUUGCCAGACAAAUGUUUUAACAUUACUAAUGCCUGACAAUUACUACCUCUUACUGCUACCUCCAUUUUUUGGAUGCACAGUGUAUCACUGUUUUAAUUUUUUAAUAAUCAAGUUACAGGGUAGUUCUUGUUAAAUUAUCAAGUUUGGUUGCUAUGAACACCAAUAUCAGUUGCUUCAUUUGAAAUGUUCAAUGCAUUUUUCCUCAUACCAGUUGAAAGCUAGCUUAGUUAAUAUUAUUAAUAGGUUGUUGAAAUUUAGUAUUUUAGUUAAUUUAUUUUUGGUUUAUAAUAACUUAUUGACUUAAACACAGUAUUGCAUAGUAAGCAGUUUUCCCUACUAAAUGUAAAUCAUUCUGAUGACACAAUUUAUUUUGUACAAGUACAAAAGCCUGUUGACUAGAAUCCCAUGAAGGUGCCAACAAUGAAAUUUUAAAUAAAAUGUAAAAAAAAAAAGAAAGUACCUACUGGCUUCUCAGAAUAACAUUGCCACUUUACUUCUUAUACAGUAUAGCAUCAGGGUAAUGACCA